GUGAUGUCCCUGCAAGAGUAUACCAGCGUGGCUGUAUCUAGACGCCCAGCCUUCCACCAGCUCAAUUUCCGCAACACUCCAACAGCCUCCAAGCGCAAGCCGUGAUGUUAAAUAAAGAUUCAAAGGGUUUCCAAUAUGGCUUUGGUAAAGCGUGCCAUGCCCUCGAGACUUUCCUAGACGAGACUUUCCUAGACGUGCCUAGUUGAGUUCACAUCAAUUCCCCUUCGUCUCAAGCUCGCCUUCUGCUAAAAAGGUGCGGAAAAAGGUGCGGAAAAGGUGCCAACUGCCAAAACCUUGCGACGAUGAAGAAACUCUUUAAAGAUGUCCAACACUUGGUCGCAACGCCAAAGCCAGAGGGUCCUUCCAAUCUCUAUCAAUUCCAGCCGCAAUAUGCCUCCCAACCUUCCUCGGGCCUUUCUCCCAUGAUCGCACCGUCCAGCCAACAUCAGACGCCUUUCUCGCCGGGACCUGUAUCUCCUCUUGUCUCUCCCGUUCAAUCGCCAGUGGUACCGCAAGGCUAUGGUCCACCUCAGUCGACUCCAAACGAUCAAUGUCAAGCACCCGGACAUGCGCCAGCAGCCUACCAAGGCCUUGGCGCAUCGCAGCCUCCAACGGCACAAUGGACGUCGCCAUUUCCACCUGGUCCUCAAAGCGUUCAUAACGUCUACUCCCACUCGCAGCCUUAUCCGCCAGCUCAGGACGGCCAACCUCUACACUCUCCGCCACCAGAUCCUCCAUACCAACCGUAUGCGCAACAGCAGGACCCCUACCUAACCGCAGCUCCUGCGUCAACUGCGACCUAUUCCUCUGCUCCAUCUCCUCCAGCUCCAACCAGUCAUGCAUCACCUUCUCCGAGUAUAGGUACCCCUCAAUACCAACCCACCCCUCCUCCGCAACAUGGCGCCUUUCCACCGCCAGGACCGCCCCCCAAAGACUCGACACCGGUCUCGCCUAUCACGACAACGCUCUCACACACCCCGUCCGUCCACGAAGCGUUCAAUCCGUUAUCACCACAACAACAUCAAUAUCAACAUCAUGGGCAGCAUAUGGGAGGGAACUAUGGUGGAGGACCCUCUCCGAGCGACGCUCAUUCCGCGCAAUAUCCUACGUAUAGCGCAAUGAGCCCGCCUUCGCUCCAGCAAACCGCCUCCGCACAUUCGGGGGUGCCAACCAUGUCGAGCUCCCAGCAAAUGCCUCCGCAGCAUCAGAGCAACAACACGUCAGGUUUCCUCGGCAAGCUACAGCAGAUACAGCAGCUGCCGGUACAAUCGCAUACGCCACUGGCGAUGCACAGUGGGAUGCCGCAAGCGCAUAUAGCGCCAUAUCAGCAGCCAACAGGUCAUCAGGAGACUCUGUAUCAAGGGACACCAACUGCGAGUUAUGCGAGUACCAGUGCCAACCCUUCGUCGCCUCUGAGCAAUCCUCAAUCUCCGCCACCUCGUUACGCCCAACAGCAACUCCCAGAUGUGCAGCAGUCGUCCGUAUUCACUCCAGGUAUUGCUGAGCUUCCUGCGGAACUCCCUGCCGAACAGUUCUCGCCUAAACAAAUCGUAAAGGAGCCAAUGAAGCCAGCCGCUUCCGAAUAUCAAGAUAACCCAGCCCCAGAAGUGGUGUUUGUGUCGGGACCGACUCAGACCUCGUCGGAUCGAAUGCACCACGAUCCGCAAACAAGUCAAACACCGGGCAGCAUCCCCGAAUUCGCACACCUGAACAUCGGAGGACAAGCACCCGUCAGUCAACAUUCCACCCAGCUCCAGUCUCCCGAAAAAAUGUCCCCAGACAGCGCCAUAUCCCUUGCCGCCCAGCUAAACGUUAGGAAACCCACCACUCAGACCCCAUCCACCUCUCAAACACCAACCCUCACCCCCCACACCCACCCCUUCCGCGGCCGCGCAACCAGCGUCAAUCUCGGCGCCCUCCCAUCCCACGGUUCCCACCAAUCUCAACAACCACAAUACCAAGCCUUCCAGCCCCAUCCCCCGCACGCGAACACCUUCCCGCAGCAACAGCAUCCUCCGCAUGCCCAGAAAUUCUUGCAAUCCAACCCGUCGGGCGUCCAUCGCAUGGCAUCGGCGCCCGGCCAACGACCCGCAAUCGUGCCUGCGGCAAAUCCGCACACCCAAGGUCCGCAGGGAUACCAGGCGUAUUCGCCGGCGGAGGGGUAUGACUAUGGGAAGGUGGCGCGGUAUGGGGUGUAGAUCAUUCGCUCCCACACAGGGUUUGAAUCUGGGGACGAUUCUCGGAUGGGACGCUAGGAUGGCGAUUAUGACGUUCACGAAAUGACGAUUGGGAGGAUGAUGGUGUGGUGGCUCGGAAGGGCGAGGACUUCACUGCCGACGAGACAGACGGAGCAAUCCAGACAGUAGGCUCAGGUGAAAGGGAGCGUGCUUGGGUAGGAGAAUUGCGUGCUUGAUUUCUUGAGCGGCAUAGGUACUCAGGACGAGCGUCUCGUAGACAUUUCAUACCCGUGGGCAUGGCGAGGGACUAUCCAUUCCCGCAUUCUAUAGGUUCCAAUGCUGGACCCUGCUCUUGGAAACUCCAGGGCAACGAUAUCUAUCAACUAUUUCCACUUGAAUAGAAAUAGGAUGUAAAUAGAAAGAAUCUCGUUACCAAUUCAAGCAUUGCACACA
Molecule: messenger RNA, 2630 nt
Organism: Eremomyces bilateralis CBS 781.70
Lineage: Eukaryota; Fungi; Ascomycota; Dothideomycetes; Eremomycetales; Eremomycetaceae
Exons: 1
Coding region: 303-2198 (631 amino acids)
Source: RefSeq, a predicted model, not a curated record